Lepus europaeus (European hare) is the source of this 1216-nucleotide messenger RNA. It is a transcript of the gene RND2, whose product is annotated as Rho family GTPase 2. Gene Ontology annotation, biological process: small GTPase-mediated signal transduction. The record is from RefSeq and is a predicted model, not a curated record. Bases 10 to 693 code for a protein of 227 amino acids. Gene Ontology annotation, molecular function: GTP binding; GTPase activity. NCBI's taxonomy places the organism in Eukaryota, Metazoa, Chordata, Mammalia, Lagomorpha, Leporidae. The transcript is spliced from 5 exons.
GCCGGGACUAUGGAGGGGCAGAGCGGCCGUUGCAAGAUCGUGGUGGUGGGGGACGCAGAGUGCGGCAAGACGGCGCUGCUGCAGGUGUUCGCCAAGGACGCCUACCCCGGGAGUUAUGUCCCCACCGUGUUUGAGAACUACACCGCCAGCUUCGAGAUCGACCAGCGCCGCAUUGAGCUCAACAUGUGGGACACUUCAGGUUCUUCGUACUACGAUAAUGUCCGGCCUCUGGCCUAUCCUGACUCAGACGCCGUGCUCAUCUGCUUCGACAUUAGCCGGCCAGAAACACUGGACAGUGUCCUCAAGAAGUGGCAAGGGGAGGCUCAGGAGUUCUGCCCCAACGCCAAGGUUGUGCUUGUUGGCUGCAAACUGGACAUGAGGACCGACCUGGCCACGCUGAGGGAGCUGUCCAAGCAGAGGCUUAUCCCGGUUACCCAUGAGCAGGGCACUGUUCUGGCCAAGCAGGUGGGGGCCGUGUCCUACGUUGAGUGCUCUUCCCGGUCCUCUGAGCGCAGCGUCAGGGAUGUCUUCCACGUGGCCACAGUGGCCUCCCUUGGCCGUGGCCACAGGCAGCUGCGCCGUACUGACUCACGCAGGGGACUGCAGCGAUCAGCCCAGCUUUCAGGGCGGCCAGACAGAGGGAGCGAGGGCGAGAUGCACAAGGAUAGAGCCAAGAGCUGCAACCUCAUGUGAGGGGCUGGGGAGGGGCGGCCGGGCAACAGGUUCCUUCUGACCUCCUGACCCCAGCUGGGUGGCCAGGGGCAGCAGGAUCCAUUCUCCUGAGCAGGGGGGCUGGAGGGCAGAGAGGUGUCCCCGGUCCCCACAGUCACCCCUCCGUCUCCACUGGAAGUCGAGGGGGCUAACGGGGAGCAGGUAUCAGCUGCAUGAACUGGGGUGUGGCAUAUGGGGGCUAGGAGAUCUGGCAACAGCAAUGACCUUGACUGAGUCUUAUAUUUGAAGGGUACCUUUCCUCCCCGUAGCCUGGCUGGCUUCCUUCCCUCGGGAAAGUGUCCAUCCCACGAUUUUCUCUUCCGCUCCUCUCACUUCUACAGCUGUUCUCACACCUCCUAACCUCCAGGCCACAUGCACUACAUUAAAAUGCAAGGAGAAGCCCCACCCCACCCCACCAGUCCCAGCUGCCCGUCCCCUGCACCCCUAGUCCCCCAAUAAAGCCCAUGUCCAUGGAAAACGGCUGUGGCUUUAGUUUUAUUGCUUG